This is a messenger RNA of Cryptomeria japonica (Japanese cedar), 1358 nucleotides long. RefSeq names its product multiple organellar RNA editing factor 2, chloroplastic. The transcript has 7 exons. Bases 155 to 1015 code for a protein of 286 amino acids. Gene Ontology annotation, cellular component: mitochondrion. NCBI's taxonomy places the organism in Eukaryota, Viridiplantae, Streptophyta, Pinopsida, Cupressales, Cupressaceae. Gene Ontology annotation, biological process: mitochondrial mRNA modification; cytidine to uridine editing. The record is from RefSeq and is a predicted model, not a curated record.
GUAGAAGGUAAGAGGACAUAUUGCAAACAGACCAUCAAAGCUGAGUAACAAAAGCAGACAGAAAACGAUAAACCCUAAAAACCCUACUAACAGGUACUUGGUUUAUUCUCUCUGUUGUUAGAGCUAAAACCUUGCCUCUGAUCUUCUCGUACCCAUGGCUACGUUGCGCAAUCAAGUGUUUCGGAGGCUUCGCAAUUUGUCCUCCUUGAGAAGACUCACAACAUUAUCUGCAAGAGAGCCAGCAUUCCAAUCACCGGUUAGCAAUUAUCCUCUGAGAUUCAUUAUUGGUCAUAACAUGCACUCUCCGCCGCGAAUUUUUAGUUGUACUUCAGUUAGAUGGAGAGUUUCAAAUUCAAAUUCUGGCUCAUUCAUUGAUGACAUUGGACCUUUAUUUGCGGGUUGCGACUAUGAGCACUGGCUCAUUGAAAUGGAUCCGCCUGGGGAUGGUAAAGCUACCAAGCAGGAAAUGGUAGAUUGUUAUGUCAAAACCCUGGCCACUGUCCUGGGAAGCGAAGAGGCAGCCAUCAAGGUUAUUUAUAAUGUAUCUACAGAAGGAUAUUUUGGAUUUGGAUGUGAAAUUUCAGAAGAGACUUCCCAGAAACUUGAAGGUUUGCCUGGAGUCCGUUUUGUAUUGCCAGAUUCGUAUGUUGAUGCUACUAAUAAGGAUUACGGAGGAGAAUUAUUUAUUGAUGGGAAAAUAGUUCAAAGAUCUCCUGAAAGGCAACGAUUGAUUGAUGCCGCCAUGUAUAAAGGCAAUGACAGACCUAGGAACAAUGAUAGAGCUCGUGCUCGACGUAGAGAGAAUCAAGGGCCUCCUGAAAGGCAACGAUUUAGCAAUUCUCCUAUGCCACAAAGCAAUGAUAGAUUUAGUGCUGGACAGAGAUUUAAUCAAGGGCCUCCUCGUUCGGGGCCUCCUGAAAGGCAACAAUUUAAUGAUUCUGCUACACAGCAAGGAAAUGAGACGCCUAGGUACAAUGAUAGAUUCAGCACCGGACAAAGAGAGAGUCAAGGAUGAUGAGACUACUGGUCUUUCCAAAAGUUGGAAUUUGAUCACUGCUUGCAAAGUCUACACACACAUAUGAUGGCAGGGUCACAUACUCUUCUUGAUGCUAGUAGUCAUGAGAAAGUUCUUCAUAGAUCUUUGAGAAAGCAAUUGAUGUGUGCACUUUACAACCAUGCGUAACAUUUGUGGCACUUAUGUAUAUACCUACACUUGAAAAUGUACCUUUUUGAAGAUUGUCACUGGUGGACUUUAUAUACUAUGGUGAACAAUGUGUUGUUUUAAAGGAUCUCAGUGAGAACACACUAAAUUUAUUGUCACGCUUCCCUUCUUUUACUAAGAUUGGAAUUCUUUAUCA